Messenger RNA from Lactuca sativa (garden lettuce), 2379 nucleotides. The record is from RefSeq and is a predicted model, not a curated record. Lineage: Eukaryota; Viridiplantae; Streptophyta; Magnoliopsida; Asterales; Asteraceae.
UCUUGCUAAUUUUGAAAUGGCAAAUGACUUGCGAGCUUUCCCGAUAGAGAUGUUAUCUAUGCAAGAUCUAAUUCGUAUAAAAGAAACCCAAAUCUUCAACUUUGAAAUUUGAAGAGACAUUGGCCCAUGUUUGAUUUGAAUGUCUUAUAGUCAGAUAUCAAUAAACACAAUUUCUAGAUUUGCUGUAAAACAAUUUCUUCAGGUAUGAAAACCCCUUUUCCCAUCUGCAACUAUUCUCCGAAAAUGAAUCCCGGAAGCCUUGUAAUCACUCUACUCUUCCUCCUAUCACCACCCAUCGCCGCCGUGGACUUCCUUUUCAACUCCUUCAACACAACCGCCAACCUCCUGCUAGUACGUGACGCCCGCAUCGAGCCACCGGUGAUCCGCUUAUCUAAUGACUCCAAUCAGUGGUCAAUCGGUCGAGCUUUUUACUCAACACCAAUUCAAAUGUUCCGGCAAGGAUCCAGUAACCUUACUGUAUUCUCCACGCAGUUCGUCUUUUCAAUCUUACCGGAAAUCAACUCCAGCCCCGGUUUCGGCAUCACUUUCGUGUUAUCAAACACCACCGAACCCAACGGAGCAAUCGACGGUCAGUAUCUAGGAUUGUUCUCCAACUCCGCGGCACGAACUGUAGCUCUGCUUAUUGCCGUGGAGUUCGACACCGGUAUAAACAUGGAAUUCAACGAGACGGAUGGAAAUCACGUCGGAAUUGACCUUAAUAAUAUUGAAUCAGAGGUGAAAGUUAGCGCCGGUUACUACAAUUCUACAGGGAAUUUCAUUUCGGUGGAUAUGCGAAAUGGGCAAAACAUACAUGCUUGGAUCGAAUUCGAUGGAUCUAGAACGGAAAUCAACAUUACAAUUGCUCCAGCGGGUAUGUCUAAGCCAAUCACACCAUUACUCACCUAUCGCAAUCCAGCUAUUGCUAAUUACGUAACUUCUGAUAUGUAUGUUGGAUUUUCUGCUUCUAAAACCACUUGGGUCGAAGCACAAAGGGUUCUGGCAUGGAGUUUUAGCGACACCGACGUUGCAAGAAACAUCAAUACUACUAAUCUACCAGUUUUCUUACUUCAAUCCAAUUCAAAUUCUGGUUUAUCCACAGGAGCUAAGGUGGGUAUAAUAUGUGGUUCAGUGGCGUUCUUUCUAUGCCUGCUAGGUGUUUGUUAUUAUGUCUGGCUGAAACACAACUCCAGAAAUCAAGAAGAUGAAAUCGAAGACUGGGAGCUUGAGUAUUGGCCUCAUCGAUACUCAUACGAAGAGCUGAAAGAAGCCACCAACGGAUUCUCAGACAAGGAAGUUCUCGGCGCAGGUGGAUUUGGUAAAGUUUACAAAGGAACAUUAACCAACAAGACAGAAGUCGCUGUAAAAUGCGUGAAUCACGACUCAAAACAAGGAUUGCGAGAAUUCAUGGCUGAGAUUUUGAGCAUGGGUAGACUUCAACACAAGAAUCUGGUUCAAAUGAGGGUAGUUAGAAAAGGAAACGAAUUAUUACUCGUCUACGAUUACAUGCCAAACGGAAGCCUCAACACAUGGAUCUUCGAUAAACCAAAAAUUUUAAAUUGGGAAGGGCGUAAGAAAGUGUUAACAGAUGUAGCCGAGGGUUUACAUUACCUACACCAUGGAUGGGAACAAGUGGUGGUGCAUAGAGACAUCAAAUCAAGCAAUGUGUUAUUAGGGUUUGAUAUGAGAGCUCGAUUGGGUGAUUUUGGAUUAGCGAAACUGUAUACACAAGGUGAAGAGCCUGGGACUACACGAGUGGUGGGUACCCUUGGGUAUUUAGCACUGGAAUUGGCCAUGCUUGCAUCUCCGACAACCGCUAGUGAUGUUUACAGCUUUGGAGUGGUGGUGCUAGAGGUGGCAUGUGGCCGGAAACCUAUAGAAACAUGGCAGGAGAGAGAGGAGGAUGUGGUUUUGGUGGAUUUGGUUAGAGAGAAGUAUGAAGAGAGAAAGUUGGUUACAGUUGCAGAUGAGAGAAUUAAGGGGGAGUAUGACGUGGAGGAAAUGGAGGCGGUUUUGAAGCUAGGGUUAAGCUGUUGCCACCCUGAUCCGGUACACCGGCCCACCAUGAAGGAGGUGGUUGCACUUUUGUUGGGUGAGGAUGCCACUCUUGCUACCAUAAUCAUGUAAUUAUAUUUUGCCUUUUUUUUGUGUUAUAUUUUACAAUUUGAUUUAUUUAUUUUUGUUACAAAAUAGCUACCAUGAGGUUGCCCUCAUUGUAUUAUUAUUACAUAUUGAUACUUUCAGUUUGACACUGAGGGCAAUCUUGAUGGCAUCUUUGUAUAUUACAUCUAUAAAUGUUGAUUUUUUUCUAGAAAUUGUGUAUUGUUUUCUUGCAAAAUUGGAUUGAUUCAUGGGUAUGUUGAGUUUAUUUUGUGGCAUUCU